Molecule: messenger RNA, 1791 nt
Organism: Protobothrops mucrosquamatus (brown spotted pit viper)
Lineage: Eukaryota; Metazoa; Chordata; Lepidosauria; Squamata; Viperidae
Gene: PDP2
Product: pyruvate dehyrogenase phosphatase catalytic subunit 2
Exons: 2
Coding region: 35-1648 (537 amino acids)
Biological process (GO): protein dephosphorylation
Molecular function (GO): protein serine/threonine phosphatase activity; cation binding
Source: RefSeq, a predicted model, not a curated record
AACACGCCGAUUGGAAGUCUAAGGGAAUCGUAGGAUGGGCAUUAUGCCUAGUUGGGUUAUCGUUUCAAGGUCUGCUGUUGCCACUUUGCCUGGCAGAAGACACCUCUAUUCCAGAUGUGUUCUCUCCCCAAAUCAAGCAUGGAAACGUUUGCUUGCCAGAGGUCGUUCAAGUUGGUCUCCAGCAAGAUGCAGUUGCAAGGUCAAUGGCGCUUUCCCUCUGGGAAAAGCGUUCCGACAUACCUCCACAGAGGAAGAAGACUUGUCUUUUCACUUGACACCAUCACAGAUCAAUGAGGUCCUAAGGGCGAGCGAGUUGUCCUACACCGUCCCUGAAUUUGAUGGGAAAAAUCCCAGCUCAGUAUUGAAGUUCGAGUCCAACCACUUGGGAGCCAACGUGCCGAUGGAAGACCGGCGAAGUGCGGCAACCUGUUUGCAGACGAGGGGAAUGAUGUUCGGGGUCUUUGAUGGCCACGCUGGCUACGCCUGUGCUCAGUCGGUUAGUGAGAGGCUGUUUUCUUACCUCGCUGUUUCUCUUCUGCCUCGGCAAACGCUGGAAGAGAUUGAGUUGGCCAUGGAGUCUAUGAAACCGAUCCUGCCGAUCCUUCAGUGGCACAAACACCCCAAUGACAGCUUCUUCCAUGAGGUUGCCUCCCUGUACCUGGAGCAGCUCAGAGUGUAUUGGCAAGACUUACUGAACUUGGACACCGACCUUGGACUGACGAUAGAAGAAGCUUUGGUUGGUGCUUUUAAAAGGCUGGAUUCAGACAUAUCGCUGGAAGUUCAGGCACCUUCCCGAAACGAACUGCUGAAAAAUAUCGCUGUUCAGGUGGCUUUCUCGGGUGCGACGGCCUGCUUAGCUCAUGUGGAUCAGAUUCAUCUGCAUGUUGCAAAUGCUGGGGACUGCAGGGUGAUCCUGGGAGCUCAGAACCCCAACGGCACCUGGUCUGCUUUACCCCUUACCCGGGAUCACAAUGCUUUCAAUGCGUCGGAAAUCUUGCGGUUAAAAAGUGAACACCCAGCUUCUGAAGGGAGCACUCUCAUCCUGAACGACAGGUUGCUGGGAGUCCUUAUGCCUUUUAGAGCUUUUGGAGAUGUCAUGUUCAAGUGGAGUCAGGAGCUGCAGCAGAGCAUCCUUAAAAACCGCUGCAACCUGGAGGAUUUAAACAUCUAUGAGUUCGUCCCUCCAUGUUAUCACACACCCCCUUAUUUGACUGCUGAGCCAGAGGUCAUUUACCACAAAAUCAGGCGGCAGGAUAAGUUCCUGGUUCUUGCUUCUGAUGGCCUGUGGGACAUGUUGAGUAAUGAAGAGGUGGUCCAGCUCAUUGCAAGCCAUACGGUUGAAGCUGAUGGUCAGAAAACGGAGCUCACUUUUAAGAAACCAACCAGCUUGGGGUAUGUGCAAGACCUGCUACUUCGGAGAAAGGCCCGGACUGACCAGCCCUGUGACCGGAAUGUGGCAACCCAUCUCAUCCGACAUGCCAUUGGCACCAAUGAGUAUGGGGAGAUAGACCAGGAAAAGCUCAUCGCAAUGUUGACUCUUCCUGAUGACUUAGCACGCAUGUAUAGGGAUGAUAUCACCGUUACAGUGGUCUACUUUAAUUCAGAUGUAAUUGAUAGAUACUAUCAAGACGAUGAAGAAAGAUCCUGAGUUCACUUCACUUCAAAUUCCCAGAAACAUUCUUGUAGGAGAGCCCAUGGAAGUCUCUUUCCUGGCUUCAGGAGACCGAGUUUAGUUCCUGUAAGGCCUUGGAUUCCUAUAAAAAUUAAUGAAUUUUUGGCUCGUAAAAUCAU